Molecule: messenger RNA, 1275 nt
Organism: Salvia miltiorrhiza (redroot sage)
Lineage: Eukaryota; Viridiplantae; Streptophyta; Magnoliopsida; Lamiales; Lamiaceae
Product: auxin-responsive protein IAA7-like
Exons: 5
Coding region: 308-991 (227 amino acids)
Biological process (GO): regulation of DNA-templated transcription
Cellular component (GO): nucleus
Molecular function (GO): protein binding
Source: RefSeq, a predicted model, not a curated record
UUUUGGGAAAUUCUUUAUGAGUUAUUUUUUGGUUAAUUAAAGCAAGUAACAAUCAUUAUCUCAACAAAAUGCUCUUGAUCCAAGAUGAUGAAAACACCACGUGUCAGCACGCGAUUCCUCGCAACAUGAUGAGCCAUUCGCAUACAGCUAUAUAUAUUCACACCAAACUCACACACAUUUGCUCUUGCUCCCUUGUCAAAAAUUUUAUUACUACAAACACGCACAUUUCUCUACAGCCACUCCAAGAGAAAAAAGGAAAGGAUCUAUAGCUAGCACCAGAAAUCCGGCGGCGGCGACGCUUGCGAGAAUGGAAGUCGGCCUGAAUCUGAAGGCGACCGAGCUCUGCCUCGGCUUGCCCGGCGGCGAAGUGAAUAUCAACGGGAAAAGAGGUUUUUCUGAGACGAUCGAUCUCAAACUCAACCUAAAGUCAAACGAGUCUGCUGGUUUGGAUCUGAAGGAAAACAUGCAGAAUUCUUCCAAAGAGAAAGCUAUGCUACCUCCCAAGGAUCACAUCAAGCCUCCUUCAAAGGCACAAGUGGUGGGAUGGCCACCGGUGAGGGCGUUCCGGAAGAACAUCAUGAGCCAGCAGAAGAGCGAAGAGGAGUCGGAGAAGGCCGCAUGCAGCGGUGGCGCCGCCUUCGUGAAGGUGUCCAUGGACGGUGCCCCCUACCUGCGUAAGGUGGACCUCAAGAUGUAUAAGAGCUACCAAGAGCUGUCUGAUGCCUUAGCCAAAAUGUUCAGUUCCUUCACCAUGGGGAAUUAUGGGACGGAAGGAAUGAUAGACUUCAUGAAUGAGAGGAAAUUGAUGGAUCUAUUGAACACUUCAGAAUAUGUGCCUAGUUAUGAAGAUAAGGAUGGUGAUUGGAUGCUUGUUGGUGAUGUUCCAUGGGAGAUGUUUGUUGAAUCAUGCAAGCGUCUCCGAAUUAUGAAAGGAUCUGAGGCGAUUGGAUUAGCACCAAGAGCCAUGGAGAAAUGCAAGAGCAGAUGCUAAUGAAAUAUUGUGUAAUAAACUACUGCUUGCAACUUGGUUUGAUGGAUCAAGAAGUUCCAAUUAUGUAUCAUUAUUUUUCGUUUUAUUGUGAUUUUUUUUGUUAUUUUUUAGUUUUUCGAUGAAGUAUUGUCUGUAUCUUAUAUUGUAGCAUAUAGAUAUGAAAGUUUUAUGGACAAUUUGUAUUAGACAAGAAGCAAACGCAUCAUCUGUUGUCUGGUUUGUUAUAAUUAAAGUUUAUGACUCAUUUUGGCUUGUUUAAAUUAAUAAAUUGGUCUUGGCUGUCA